Emiliania huxleyi CCMP1516 is the source of this 906-nucleotide messenger RNA. RefSeq lists its product as hypothetical. NCBI's taxonomy places the organism in Eukaryota, Haptophyta, Isochrysidales, Noelaerhabdaceae. The transcript has 5 exons. Bases 1 to 906 code for a protein of 301 amino acids. The record is from RefSeq and is a predicted model, not a curated record.
AUGGCAUGCAGCUCGGACUCCAAAUCAUUGCUCGCCGUGCUCACCUUCAGCGUCUCAUCGUCGGGACUUCUCCUCGUCAACAAGCUCUGCCUCAAGGAGGUGGCACUGCCUUCGUUUCUCGCCGUGCUUCAGUUCAUCGCCUCGGUGCUUUGCGCAGUUGGCAUGUCGGCCGCGGGCGCGGCGGACCUUGACCCGCUGGAGUGGCCGCGCGUGCGAAUAUACUUAUUCUACAUCGCGCUCUUUGCCACCGCCAUCUACUCCAAUCUGCAGGCGCUCACACACUCCAACGUGGAGACGCUCAUCGUCUUCCGCGCGUGCGGGCCGCUGCUUGUCAGCGUGCUGGAGUGGCGUCUCCUCGGCCGCGCGCUGCCGUCGCGGUGGUCGGCCGUCGCGCUCUCCGGCAUCUUUGCCUGCGCGGCUGGCUACGUGGCCUCUGACAACGCAUUCGCCAUGCACGGACUUCGUGCGUAUACGUGCGGCGUGUACUUCGUGUCCAUAUGCCUGAGCGACACGUGCGGCAAGCAGAUCAUCUCCGGCCUUCGGUGGCGUACGAUGUGGGGGCCGGUGCCCCGCCUCGCCGCGGCGGCGUGGCGGCCUCGCGGCGUCGCGCUCUAUGCGCUCUCGUGCCUCUUUGGCAUCGCAAUCUCGUUCACCGGCUGGAGGUGCCGCGCCCUCGUCUCCGCGACUUGCUACACGGUCGCCAUCUGGGAGCACCACGCGACGCCGGAAGGCAUCGCUUGCCUGGCUGGCUGCCUCCUCUGCGCCGCCGCGUACCGCCCCGCCCCGAUGCGGCGGAGCGAGGACCAGCUCGCGCGCGGGAGAGGCGACGCCGAGGCGCCGAGGGACGACGACGGGAGCAGUGAGUCGGAGGCGUUUCUGGCCGCCCGCGAGAAGUCGGCAGAUUGA